GCGAACCCCGAGCCCCAACCUGCCUGCGCCACUGAGCAUGCCCAGUGUGGCCCUCCAGGCUCGUUCGGGCUUGUUCUGAGACGCUGGCCAGUAGCGAGUUGCACUUGCCGUGGCUGUUUCUGCCGCGACGCAGGGCGGGGAGGACGACCUAAGCCUCGGCCUGUGCCCAGAAACGCAGCCGGAUGCAGGGUAGGCUGUUGCGGAGUGCUAAUGGAGAAAGCUGAGGCGGGUGCGUUGAGUGGUGGCACUGACGCGGGUCUGAGGCUACCUGUGCGCAGGUGCAAAGGACCGGUUGACCGCGCUGGUCAGUGUAAAGGGAAAUGCAGGUACGGUCCUUACAGCGAGGACAACCCGCCCCCUGCAACCGCUCCUAAGUUUCCCUGGCCAAGGCCUGCAGCCUCACUCUUUUACACCGCUGUCGGAUUACAAUCGUCAAAGAUUUGACUGCGGCAGCCCUUGCCACGAAAUUUCACCUCACCCCCACCCCUACCCCCUUGUCCUCAAGGUGUCAGUCUUAGCACAAAUAACACCCCCCCCAUUGUGUUUCCAUUGUGUAUCACUUCAUCCGGCCCCCUUUCACCGCCCCACCUCCCGCUUCCCCGGCAACCCGGCCCUUUUGCCCUGAAAAUGAAAGUCGAGCACGCUGAGUGUGAAAACAUCGUUCCUGUAUUUCUUGGACCCAAAAAACAACUAAGUGGACUGAAAGCCGGACCCCCUGGGUGGAUGCAACCCACAGCCCCUGCACUGUCCCCUGGAGGGCCGAGCCUUUCCCCCCAGUUGAGGAUCUGGUUUGGUUCUUCGCAUGGAACUCAAGCUCUGUCCUCAGUGGCUAUAUCGCCCCGCCUCUUUUGGGCCGCUGAGAAAACCCGGAUGGGUGGAUCGCCCUCGGGCCAGGUUCCGCGCUCCCCUAGCAGUGCUGUGCACGAGGAAGGCCGGGGUUGCUGGGCGCGUUUGUAAAGUACGCGACGGUAGGAAGCUGCAACCUUCCGAGUGGGCGGGGCUGAAGGGACCAAGGAGGGUUCAAAGGAGGUGGAGGGAUACACGGGCCACAGCCGGAACUACAUUCAGGAGGAGGUCACGUGUGUUCUUAGUUGGGGAACUUUCCAAAUUCCCACUCGCUUUUGAUAGCUGGAGAGACAAGUGGUUCGCUUCCUUCGCCCGGUGCAGGCAGCGGGACCCCAGGGUCUCCCAGUUCACGGCGGAAACACUAGCUCAGAAGAACCACCCUCCAGAACGCUGUCGAGGCUGACGCCUGGGGAGCUGGUUACACAAGCACCCACAUCCAAGCACGUGCCCUAGCCUUCCGCACCGUUGGCUGCCGCCGCUGCUUUUUGCAGACUUAGGAACGAGAGUUCUCAAGCUAGUCCCACCCUUCGCCUGCUACCCACAGAGCACACCAAAUGUCCGAGACCUGAGACUCCUGCCUCUGGAUCACCUAACACUGCGUUUUCCCUACCUUGGGAGAAGGGGCUGUGCCAUGGAGGGCUGUGUCUCCCUCGCUAGUGCCCUGCCCCUUAGGGCGAAACUCUCUGGUGCUGUGGUCUCAGGGCAAGAGGGUAUCUCUUGCCGCAGCCCGCUGCUUAAAUACACCGAUGUUGCAACAAACUUCCAGUCACUAAGUCACUAACCCUGAGCUAGUGAGCGCGCCCCACCUACUGUAAACUUGGCCAAGUGACUUAUCUGGUCCAAGAACCUAAUCAAUGGCCGUCAGCCCAGAACAAACCUGUCAUGUCUGCUUACAGCCCCAUUAGUUGACCCAUCCCUGUGAGGCAGCUAGUUCAGAAAUGCUGAGAACUGGAGCACAUUUACCUAGACACUGAUCAGCUACAGUGAGCGCUAUCCACCUUCGGUUUGGAGAAAAUAGGCAUCAACAACACCAAUCUAAGAAUUUCUUUUUCCCCUGGGACGUAAGACUCAAGGACUCAAUUGGAAUCCCCAAGUAGUCUGUGAUGAGACCUAGGCUGAGAGGUGCUGGGUCGGUUUAGGCACUGGAAGAAUAGAGAUCAAUUUGCAUGAGUAUUGCAGUAAUUGGGAGUAGUUGCCUAGGAAGGUCUGAAGAAGACUUAUUUUGUAUAUGAAAGAGAUUGUAUGUGAGUGCAUUUAUAAUUGUAGGCAACCCCUGAAGACCAGAAACCCCAGGAGACCUAGCUUAGAAGCCACAGGCCAUUACCUAACUCCAAGACUACUAAUUAAACCAGGGAUACUUACAACGUUCUUAGCGAUCUCUUAUGCUCCAUAAAUCUUGCAUUUAUAUCUAACACCCUUUUAAGAUAGAUCUACAAGAGUUAGCAUCCUGCUGAAACUUAAGCGUUGGUAUUUACUGGAAGCUGAUUUUGCACACAGCCCUGGCCAGCUUGGGGAAAACGGGCCAGUGUGGAAAGGACAAUGAAGAGCAGCCUGGAAAGAGUAGGAGAAAAGCCUGCUCCUACUUUGGUUUCCAAAGAUGAAAGUUCUGUCCACGCAGCCUAGCGGGAGCUAGAGAUUUCUUUAAUCUACAAAGGACAAAGAGUUGCUGAUUUCUAGGUGUUCCACUAGAUUGCAUGGUAAGAACCUGAGCUGUGCUCGGAUGAAUAUCAACUACUGCUUGAAGUGGGCAAGGCAAAGUGAAGAUGAAAUUAAAAGAGGGGAAGUAGAUUGGGGAGGGGUAGAAUGUCCCAUGUUUGCUUCUCAGGUUGCUGAGCUUGUCCCAAGGUCCCUGAAGGCUACCCUAUGUGAGAAUUAUUCUUACAGCAUCUGAGAAGUUCUGAAAUCCACUCCUGGGAAAAACAUGUGUUUGUUCAUUUCUGCCCUGCUGGAGUUAGGCAUGAGGAGAGAGGAUUCUUUUCAAUUCCCAUGACACAGAGUUACUGUGGAGCCGAGAGAGCACGCAUCACCAGCACUAAAGUGUGGGAAUAUGAGACUGGCCCACAAGCACUUCCAUCGGCUAAAGGGAGAAAAUGGGAAAUAGUUGUGCUGCUACUUUAAACACCAGGUUCUUGUACUUUUCUCUAGUGAUGAAGGAAAGGAUCACCAAUGUUGGCAGAUAUUUGGCCAGCCUGACAGCAGUAUUAGGCAAUUACUAGAAAUUGGUGAAUAAAAACCUCCUCCUCUUCCCACUGUUAAGCAGAUUCCUGAAGGAAACAGUGACGUAUCCUUUUCCAAUUUUGUUUUUCUUCACUUUUUUCUUCUACCCAAGCAAUCUCCUUACCUAGGUGGUAGAGCUGAAUCUUCUAAAUAGCUGACCCUAUCUAAUGUAUAGAAAGGUUUUUAAAAUAAUUUUAAAAAUUCAAUGGCAAACAUGUACUUGACAGUACAGAUAACACAAUACAUAUUGGUUUCCAAACACUUCAGUUCUUUACCUGUUGGGAUUCAGAACACCCUAGGGAGAAACAGAAGCUUAUAACAAAGGGAGAAUUAUAUAAAGCUUCAGGGAGACUAUAUAGAAUAAUCAGUGAACAUGACAAACGAGCUUUAAUUAUAGUUUCUAACAACUAAUUACAAAACUGUAUUGUUAGUACACCCAAAGAAUAUCCAAAGAAAAUAUCUUGAUAAAUGAAAUGACCAGCAACUUGAUGUGGAUGAUAUAAAUGGUUGAUCUGAUCUUUGUAGGUCCUGCUACAAACAUGUCUUUUGUUGAACAAUGCAUGCUGUAGUGCCUUUCUCACCUCUCAUACCUCACACAUUGACCUUUCAAAUAGAGACAUAAAUCAAUGGCUUUAAUUUUAAAGCAAGUUUCUCUAUUUGUAUUGUUUAACCACUGUCUUCGAUGUAAUGCAGAAUAGGACAAUAUAAUAGUUAUAGGUUUGAAUCUGAACCAUCCCAUCCUUCCAAUGGUCUGAAGGCUUUCCCCUUAUUUCAUUUAUCUUGAUUACAAAUAUUGCUGUUCUUUUAAAUAAACGUACUUUCCAAAGGCAUUUCAGCAGAAAGCUCUACUAUGGAUUAUACAAGUAACCAUGUCCUAAAAGAAGUUUCCAUGAUUGUCUAUGAACUCCAUGUCCUAAAUCUCUCCUGGAGCUAUUUCAAAUGGCCCUUAUUUUUCUUUCACAUUUCAGUAGAGAGGUUUGCUGUAUGAAAUUAUCACUCUGAGAAAUAAAGAUUGGUCUAGAUACUCCUGGGAGAACAACAAAGUAGAUCAGGCCUCCACUGUGCCCAAGUGGCAUUCAGAAAUUGUGAUUUGGACUAGAAAGUGAUGAAAAGAAAAGACUCAACAUGGCAAGACAGCUUUGACUGUUUUCAUCUUCAGUCUGACGUUGGCUGUUGGAUAUUCUACUUUGGUCCCCUUAAUAUUAAUUCUAACUCUAGUUCUAUGGAACACACAUUCUGCUUUUUAGCUCUUCCAAUAAUAGAAAAUAUAAUAAUUUUUAUAUACCAGCAGGUAUUGGGGCAUUUAACCAGCCACCUUACAGAGUAGCCCUUACUUGUCUAGGUAUAGGAGGUACAUUUAGAAGAAGUCAAGUUUGACCCUUCCCUCACUCCUGUCUUUUCCUUCAGAACUUCUUGCUGGCUUCUGAGACAUCACUUUUUCUGAUAACAAAGAAUACCUUUUUCAAAGAGUAAAUGCAUGGGAUAAACUCAAUUUAAAGUAUCUCUUUUUGUCUGUCCAAAGGCUUUGUGGUUUCUGGUCUUCAUUCAUUCAUUUAAUGAUUCUACCAACAAAUAUUUGGGUGUCUAUUAUGUGCCAGUACUGUGCUAAGCUCUGUAGAUAGACCGAUGAUAUGGCAUGUAUGGUUCAGCUUUUAUGAAAUUUAGUCUCCUUGGAGAAAAGUUAAAGCAACAGAAAACACCCUGAAGUUUGAAAACUGUUUCAAUUAAUUAUUGCUAUAUAACAAACCAUCAUAAACUCGAUGGCUUAAAAAAAUCAUUUAUUUUUUCAGACUUCAGCAGUUUGGAGAAGGAAAAUAGUUCUUCUUCUCCAGGAUGUCAGCUGGGGUCAGACAUGUGGUUGCCUUCAGCUGUGAGUUUGUCUGGGGCUGGAAUGCCCAAGAUGGCUUCACCCACAUGUCUAGCACCUCGGCUUGACAUGAGGAGCUGAAAUGGCUACAGCCUUCCCUCUCAUCCUGUAAUUGCUCAUCAUUUUGAGGUCCAGCCCAAGCUUCUUUUAUACAAUGACUG
Phyllostomus discolor (pale spear-nosed bat) is the source of this 5091-nucleotide messenger RNA. RefSeq names its product killin, p53 regulated DNA replication inhibitor (gene KLLN). The record is from RefSeq and is a predicted model, not a curated record. Lineage: Eukaryota; Metazoa; Chordata; Mammalia; Chiroptera; Phyllostomidae.